Canis lupus familiaris (dog) is the source of this 877-nucleotide messenger RNA. RefSeq names its product COMM domain containing 4 (gene COMMD4). NCBI's taxonomy places the organism in Eukaryota, Metazoa, Chordata, Mammalia, Carnivora, Canidae. The coding region runs from base 88 to 687 and encodes 199 amino acids. The record is from RefSeq and is a predicted model, not a curated record. The transcript is spliced from 8 exons.
AGGCCCCGCCCCCGCGCGCCACGUGACCGCCGCGUCAGCUGACCGGGCGCGCGGGGAGGAGACGGGCGGGACCCGCUGUCUGGCGCGAUGAGGUUCCGGUUCUGUGGUGAUCUGGACUGUCCCGACUGGGUCCUGGCGGAGAUCAGCACGCUGGCCAAGAUUUCCUCCGUGAAGCUGAGGCUGCUGUGUAGCCAGGUGCUGAAGGAACUUCUGGGACAGGGGAUUGACUACGAGAAGAUCCUGAAGCUCACCGCUGACGCCAGGUUUGAGUCGGGCGAUGUCAAGGCCACGGUGGCAGUGCUGAGUUUCAUCCUCUCCAGUGCGGCCAAGCACAGUGUGGAUGGCGAGUCCUUGUCCAGUGAACUGCAGCAGCUGGGGCUUCCCAAAGAGCACGCGGCCAGCCUCUGUCGCUGUUAUGAGGAGAAACAAAGCCCCCUGCAGGAGCACCUGCGGGCCUGCAGCCUGCGAGUGAAUAGGCUGGCAGGCGUGGGCUGGCGGGUGGACUACACCCUGAGCUCCAGCCUGCUCCGGUCCGUGGAAGAGCCCAUGGUGCACCUGAGGCUGGAGGUGGUGGCUUCCUCGGGUGCCCCGGCCCAGCCUGUGGCCAUGUCCCUCUCGGCAGACAAGUUCCAGGUCCUCCUGGCAGAACUGAAGCAGGCUCAGACCCUGAUGAACAACCUGGGCUGAGGAGAAGGCCACCCUCCCCACUCCCCACGGCCGGCCCGGCUCCGGGACCCUGGAGGCCUGGCUUGCUGGGUUCCCCCCUGAGAACGCAGCAUAAGGAUUCCGGGGACUUCUCCACGUUGCCUUCCCUCCCCCACGAAAGGCACUUGUCAGCAGUUUUCACAAGCAGGAAGAAUAAACUAGUGUAAAGCAG